CAACGUUAUCGUGUUCAAAAACCGGUAUCCGGAGCUUAUGGUGUGUGUUUGUGUGUGUAAGAGUGUGUAUGAGAGAGAGACAGAGAGAGAGAGUGUGUAUCUGACUGAGAGAACGUAGUAUACAUGUAACGUGCGUGUUUGAAAUUUAGAUAUAAUUCAGCUAUGUUUAGUUUAAGUGGACUUUCGGUGGCUCUUGUUUUCGCUUUAGUGCCGAGCAGCAGUGAGGCUUUAAAAGACGGAGAGUGUGAAGUAUGUAUAAGCUUCUUGGGGAAGUUUUAUCAGUCACUAAAUGACAAUAAUGUGCAGUUUACUGGUGACACCAUUGAAAAGGCUCUGGUCAAAGCGUGCAAGGAUGCGAAAGGAAAGGAAAACCGAUUUUGCUACUAUAUCGGAGCAACAAGUGAUGCUGCUACAAAAAUCACUAACGAGGUCUCGAAACCAUUGAGUUACCACAUGCCGGUGGAGAAGGUGUGCGAAAAGCUCAAGAAAAAAGACAGUCAGAUCUGUGAACUGAAGUACGAUAAACAAGUGGACUUGAGCACAGUGGACCUAAAAAAGCUAAAGGUGAAGGACCUGAAGAAGAUUCUCGAUGAAUGGGGAGAGUCUUGUAAGGGCUGUGCAGAAAAAUCCGAUUUCAUCCGUAAGAUCACAGAGCUCAUGCCCAAGUAUGCGCCGCAUGCAGCCAAGGCACGGACAGACCUGUAAACUCUCUGUAGACUUGUGGGACCAAAGGAGCGGCUAAGGGUAUCAUGGGUUGUGCGAUUGUUUUUUUUUUUGUUUUUGUUUUUUAAUGCCUCCUGAUGGGGAGCGUGGUUUUCUUUGUCAUCUGCCUGUUAUUCUAGUGGUAAACAUGUCAUUUCAUCCAUACAUUAUUUUAAGGUAAACUGUACUGUAAAUAUUAGACAACACUCUACUGUUUUAACCCAAACUUCAUGAAGAAUAUAAUAACAUUUCCACUGAAUGGCAAACAGUUGGAUUAAAGUGUUGCUUAAAUGUUUCAGAUGAACUUUUUUACCUGGUUACAAAUUCAGUUAAAAACUCAAAAGGAUUGUAUACCAAAUGGGACCAAGGCUUACCCCAAAAAAAAGCUCUCACAUGUGUUCUUUGGGUUACAUUCAUAACGAUAAAAAUCUUUCUGCUAAACAGCAAUAACACAAACUUUAGCUACAAAUUUGAGAUGAAACAGUAUACAGAAAAUGUUUAUACCUAUACAUGCUGGGAUACGAUCACAAACCAUUGUCACCCUGUAGUUCACCUGUAGUUUCUUUUCAAAUUAAUAGGGUUUUUUUUGGACUAUUAUAUGGAAGAGGGUGUGGGAGAAUCCAUACCCAUUCUAGUCAAGUUGACAUCACUGUAAAACAUGUUUAUUAACGUUGUACUAUACUUUUUCAUUAAAAGAACAAAAUGGC
Tachysurus vachellii is the source of this 1409-nucleotide messenger RNA. It is a transcript of the gene manf, whose product is annotated as mesencephalic astrocyte-derived neurotrophic factor. The record is from RefSeq and is a predicted model, not a curated record. Lineage: Eukaryota; Metazoa; Chordata; Actinopteri; Siluriformes; Bagridae. The transcript has 4 exons. Gene Ontology annotation, biological process: neuron projection development; dopaminergic neuron differentiation. Gene Ontology annotation, cellular component: endoplasmic reticulum. The coding region runs from base 163 to 705 and encodes 180 amino acids.